This is a messenger RNA of Melanaphis sacchari, 354 nucleotides long. RefSeq lists its product as uncharacterized. The record is from RefSeq and is a predicted model, not a curated record. The transcript has 2 exons. Lineage: Eukaryota; Metazoa; Arthropoda; Insecta; Hemiptera; Aphididae. The annotation marks the transcript as partial.
AUUAAGGCGAAAGGGAUUCGGGCUCAUGUGGUUAAAAACCACAUGACACUCGAGGACCAUAGGAAGUGUUUGUUUGGGGAAGUUGGACUGGAGUUAUACAAAGAGAAUGUAUCGAUUAGAUCAUUCAAACACCAGUUGAUGACUAUAAAAACGAGAAAGCUAACGUACAACAGUUACGAUGACAAAAGAGUGGUGCUAGACGACAAAAUACAUACACUGGCCCACGGACACUAUAGUUUAGGGAAAGACGAACUCGAGGAUGAUUGGCCUGAAUUGGAUGAAGAAGGACAUAACUGGACGGGGGAAGAGAAAGACUUAAUGAGAUUGCUUUUGCAGGGAUAUAUGUCAAAAUAA